GGGGGUGGUUCCCAUUCUACCGCGGAGCCGGAUGUUUGCCUGUCUUUGACAGGCGUGGCAGAGGGAGCGGUGCCCCACCACGGGUUCUCUUCAGGUUCUGCAGCGUGAAGCUGUGGGGCAGAGGCUUGGCCAUGGACCCACUCUCAGAGCUGCAGGACGACCUGACUUUGGAUGACACCAGCCAGGCUCUGAACCAGCUGAAGCUAGCCUCCAUUGAUGAGAAGAACUGGCCCUCAGACGAAAUGCCCGACUUUCCCAAGUCAGAUGACUCCAAAAGCAGCUCCCCGGAACCUGUCACACACCUGAAGUGGGAUGACCCUUACUACGACAUUGCCCGGCACCAGAUUGUGGAGGUGGCAGGAGAUGACAAGUAUGGGCGGAAGGUGAUUGUGUUCAGUGCCUGCCGGAUGCCCCCGAGCCACCAGCUGGACCACAGCAAGCUCCUGGGAUACCUGAAGCACACCCUGGACCAGUAUGUGGAGAGCGACUACACGCUGCUCUACCUGCACCACGGCCUGACCAGCGACAACAAGCCCUCCCUCAGCUGGCUCCGGGACGCCUACCGGGAGUUUGACCGCAAGUACAAGAAGAAUAUCAAGGCUCUGUACAUCGUGCACCCCACCAUGUUCAUCAAGACCCUGCUCAUCCUCUUCAAGCCCAUCAUUAGCUUCAAGUUUGGGCAGAAGAUCUUCUAUGUGAAUUACCUGAGUGAGCUGAGCGAGCACGUGAAGCUGGAGCAACUGGGGAUCCCUCGCCAAGUGCUCAAGUAUGAUGACUUCCUCAAAUCCACCCAGAAGAGCCCUGCGACAGCCCCCAAGCCCAUGCCACCACGGCCCCCUCUGCCCAACCAGCAGUUCGGGGUCUCAUUGCAGCACCUCCGGGAGAAGAACCCAGAGCAGGAGCCCAUUCCGCUUGUGCUGCGGGAGACCAUUGCCUACCUACAGGCCCACGCUCUCACCACUGAGGGGAUCUUCCGGAGGUCGGCCAACACCCAAGUUGUACGGGAAGUGCAACAGAAGUACAACAUGGGGCUGCCUGUGGACUUCGACCAGUACAAUGAGUUGCACCUGCCAGCGGUCAUUCUCAAGACCUUCCUCCGGGAGCUUCCUGAGCCCCUGCUCACCUUUGACCUCUACUCCCACGUUGUGGGCUUCCUCAACAUUGAUGAGAGCCAGAGAGUGGAGGCGACGCUGCAGGCCUUCCAGAUGCUGCCCGAGGAGAACUACCUGGUGCUGCGUUUCCUCACUGCCUUCCUGGUGCAGAUUUCUGCCCUCUGUGACCAGAACAAGAUGACCAACACUAACCUGGCAGUUGUCUUCGGCCCUAACCUGCUGUGGGCCAAGGAUGCUGCCAUCACCCUCAAGGCCAUUAAUCCCAUCAAUACCUUCACCAAGUUCCUCCUGGAUCAUCAAGGGGAGCUGUUUCAGCCCUGACUCCAAGGGGCUCUGAGCCCAGCCCCUGCCCCACCCGCCCCCUUCUCUGAUAGCCCCGGUUUGGACUCUUCCUCUUGGCUUCAGCCUUACGGGAUCCCAGGGCUUCUGCCCAGAAAGGGGCUGUGAGCCCCCUGGAGACAGAAGCUGGAGCCAGCCAACUGGACAGCUCCUCCUCCCCUUCUGUCCAGCCCACCUCACCGGCCCUGGAGGCCUCGCUGUAACCACAAGACGUUUUUCGCCUUAUACUUCUCACUGCCUCUUUGGAUCCCUGGCUCCUGCCGGGCUCUGCAGAGCUGGCCUUGGCUCUCCAGGCAGGAGGACUGGCCCCAGCAACCGUUUGCUUACCUGCUUUCUCCUGCCUCUUCCCCUGGCAACUGGAGAUGCCAAAAUCACUGCCGGCUGGGCUGGUAGCUGGGGCUGGUCCUCCCCUUCCCAACUGCUGGGGAAUGAAAGGCUGAGCUGGCCUGGGCUGGCCCUGCUGAGACUCCUCCCUGUCUGGGUGAAGGCCUGGUUGCAAGCACCCUGUUCCUGUCCUCCCCUCUGGUGGCUCAGCCUCUGGUACUUCCACAGUUAACGAAUGACAGCCUGGAGUCCUAUGUCUGCCUUCUCUUCCACACAUCCUGGGUCAGCCUUUCCCAAGUGGUACCGCCCCCAGGGUGUCUUAGCCCCCUGGUUCUGCCAGGACUGGCAGCUUGGAUGACAGGGCUGAGUCCCAGCAUCCAUUCAAAAUAGACACCCCACUCUCACCCCUGAGAGCCUCCUAGUGUCUGGUCAGACCACUGACAAGCAGUCCCCACCCACUCCACCCCCCAUGCCUUGCCUCCCCUCCCUUCCUACUUGGACAGAUCCUUAGCCACGUCUGUUGUGGAGUCACGCUGGUCCCUGCUCUGGCCAGGGGUGACUCAGUGCCUCAGGAUCUGGGGUGGCUCCUUCCUCCAGUUUUGGACUCCUGGAGGGGCUGGGUAGAUACUUUGCUAAUUAGAUUGGCCCCUGCCAGGUAAAUUCUAGCAACCUCCCCCUGGACCCUGAUGAUGAUGGAUAUCCCUCUUUCCAGCUGUCCCUUCCUGGUGAACCACCUUCCUGCAGCCUUGGCCAGAGCCUGUACUGUGGCGGUCCUCACUGACCAGUCCUGCCCCAUCUGCAAGCCGGGUGUGGCCUGGGCCUGACCUCACUGGGCUCUUUUCCCAGGACACUAGCAUGUCAGGAGUCCCAAGGCCUGGUGUGGCUGCUGUCAGUCCCUGUGUCCCCAGGCCAGGCCCAGGCUUCUGCUUUCUGCCUUCCUUCCUUUGUAUCAGGUGUUGCUCAGAGCCCCAUUUACUGGGGAGCCUCAUGGAUCUAUUUGGUCUCUCCCCUGUCCACCCACCACUGGUCUUUACCUGGGGGUGGGGGGACUUGUACUGUGAAUCAAGUGUUCACAUUCACAGUGACUUCCUUGGCACCAAUCAUGUAUUUCACCUUUGCACUUUUUAUAUUUCAAUAAAAAUGGAGAUGGAAAACUGCCCACCUGGCUGAUAAGGAAGUGGGCAUGGAGGCUCAUAACUGGGUGGGAGGUGUGGUAUGGCUGCAGAAGAAGAGCAGAUGAUAGGGCUUCAGGAAGUGUCCCCCCAAGUCAAUCUGUCCCCUUCCUCAUCCUGCUCACUUAUGAGUCGGUAUCAAGCCAGCUUUCUGACCAUAUUCCAGGCUUAGAAGUGUGAACAGUCACCUUCCUUUUUGCACCUAUAGCAUUCCAACUGGCCGCCAAGUGCUAUAUCCUAAAACCAGGACCUCUCUCGCCCAAACAGAGCAGACUGUGGUGGACCACAGCACAAGCUUUAGAGUGAGACCAGGGUUUGAAUCCUAGUUCCAUCACUCACAACCAGCUCUAACUGGUAAUUGUCAUGUAACUGGUCCCACGUCCGAGACUCUUGCUUCAUUUCUCUGAAGAUCAGACACACAGUCGUCCCUAUGUGUGGGGGACUGGUUCCAGCCACCCGACCCCGUGACACCAAAAUCCAAGGAUGCUCAAGUCCCUUCUAUCAAGUGGUGUAGUAUCUGCAAUAUAACCUACACACAUCCUCUCUUUCUAGCUUACUUAUAAUACCUAAUACAAUGUAAAUGCCAUGUAAAUAGUUGCCAGCAUGCAGCAAAUUCAAGUUUUGCAUUUUGGAACUUCCUGGAAUUUUUUUUUCCAAAUAUUUUUCUAUCCAAGGUUAGGGGAACUCUCGGGUGUGGAACCCACAGAUGCGAGGGCCGACCGUAACGUAUACACUACAUAACAGAAUGAAUGCCCAGUGGGAACCAGAAUGAUGGUCACUUCACAGAGGAAUGAAGUGAUAGUCCCAACCUUGUACAGCGGCCAGGGUUGGAACCCUCAUCUCCCAGCCAAUCCCGUCCUCCCCACCCGCCCCUCAGCCUGAGAGCCUUGGCUGUUUCCACCUGCCACCUAGUCACGUGGAGGCUGUGAAAGAUCCAGCUCUCCUCUUUCGAGCAGUUUUGCUUUGCUUUAAAGGUUAAGAUGGUAAAAUUUAUGUUACAUGUAUUUUACUACAAUUGAAAAACUAAAAUGGUUUGUCACAGGGAGGGCAGGCCAGAAUUCCACUUGGCACACUGGUCAAGUUCCAGCUAUCUGCUGCUUGCCUGCAGACUGCAAUCAGGAGGCUAUGAUGGCCUCAGUCAGGCCUGUUCUUUUUUUCUCCUCAUUGCUUGUUUGGGCUGGGGAAGCCGGGCCAAAGCUGCAGGAUCAAGACAAUGGUUAUAAACACAGGCACCGAGCUCCAGGAAGCCAGUCCGCCUGCACAACUGUGACCUUCGUCCAGGUAGCUCAAACAGAAGGCGCUGGCGGCCUGUCUCCCUGGCUCUGCUCAGCUCUAAGCUGGGUGACUAUUUAGAACAGAAGGGCAGUGACCCAAGGAAAUGACAAGACAGGGGAGCAGGAGACGGAGAGCUGUUUACUUGGGUUGGGCUCCUGGCAGGGCCUCUGCCAGUGACUCAAGAGCCAGUUUACCCCUGCCUUGGCAACAGUGGGUCUCUGGGGGCAGAGUGUAGUGACAUGGCUUAAAGGGGUAGGACACCAUCAGACAAGGGGCAAUUGAACACUUUGCUUUUGGGGGACCCCUAACUGAAGGUGAGGACUCCAAGGACUGUCUUUCCACCAUUUCUGACCCAGGAGUUGGAUGCGUGGUCAGGUAUCAUGGUCAGCGUCACAUGCAGUUCACUAACAAGCAAGGGCUCCCAGGGCCCAAAGCGGCAGCAGUGGGCGGGCCCAUUCUUUUCAGCCCCAGGUUUGAGAUGAAUUUAGAAUUUUCUAACUAGUCCUCUUCUGCCCUGGGGCCUGGCUUCUGGCCUGAAGGGCGUGGGAGGCAACCAAGACAGCACUUGCCCAGGUUUGUCCAGCCUCCAGCCUCUAGAACCACCUCUUCCUCUGGGACACCAGCUCUACCUUCCACUCCCUCCCGCCACUGCAGGCGAAAUAGGAGGAAGGAGCUGGCUUUGCCAGGGCUGACACCUGCCAUGGAAGCCCCCAGGGGGCCAGGUAGGAAUAAUCCCCACAGGGCUCUUCUACUUUUCCAGUGCCCUGGCUCCAGCUGUUUGUCAGAUCAGGGCAGCUAAACAAACAUGCAUGGGACCUGGACUUCUGCUUACUUCACUCAGUCCCUUCCCUUCUGUCUGGUUUGCUCAGCCACAACCCCUCACACCAGAUCAGCAAAUAUCCCAGCAGUCUGGAGAGUCCCCCGCCCACUGCUUGGCCUCUGCUGGAAACAUGGCAGGGACCUGUCAGUUGUCUUUCCCUCUGAGCCAAAGGCUGUUGCCCAGGGUGAGUGGUGAGCUGUGCUGGGUAGGAAGGAUAGAGAGCUGAAGAUAACGGCCUACCCGUUCUGAGGAUUUUACUAUGGGCGUACCUCACGUGCACAUCUACUUCAUACACGUUAUCUCACUGAAUACUCUCACACAACCCUUGAAAUGGAAACAUUACAGCCAAGGAAAAUGAGGCUCUAAGAGGUUUCCUGGGACUUCCCUGGUGGUCCAGUGGUUAAGACUCCAUGCUCCCAAUGCAGGGGGCCUGGGUUUGAUCCCUGGUCAGUGAACUAAGAUCCCACGUGCUGCACAGUGCGUCCAGGAAAAAAAAAAAAAAAAAAUUCCCAACCAGUCCAAGGCCCCAGGACUCCAAACAGCCUGAAUGGCUCUGAAACCUUGCUGUGCCUCACAUGGCACCGCUCUUCCCUCCACGGAGCCUGUCAGUGACCCGGGGCUGCCCAGAAGUGGGAGGAAGUGGGCUAGAUUUUUCGACAGCUUGCAGGACAGGAGGCUAUAAAGUACAGAAAAAGUUUAUUGGAAAUCUCUUGAAUACAUUUUAAAGUAUAGCUCAAUAUUUCCAAAUAAAGUAGGCUGGAGGAGCGGGAGGGGCUCUCCCACCUGGAGACACGACUGGUCCCAGCCCUGUCCCGGGGGUGCUGUGCAGGUCCGUCUAGGGCUCAUACCUUUCACUGUACAGGGCUGAGGGACAAGGGCCGGCCUUGACAGUUGCUCUGCUCCUCCCAGGCUCAGCUCAAAGUCAGGGCUCAGCCUCCCUGGCCUCUCACUGAUGGGGUCCUGAAGAAAGGCUGCUGCCUGCAGAGGCCAACAAUUAGGAGUCAAAGAGGCAAAUGGCUAACAGGCCUUUCCAUGCUUGGCCUUGGAAGAGGGCAGCAGCUGAGAUACUGGGAUGAGGUGGGGGAGUGGGGGGCAAUCAGUAACUUACCAGGGCCUUUGCCCGUCUCAGUGCUGGGACCUGGGGGGUAAGCCUGGAUUGGUUUAGCAGGCCACAGGUGUGCUCUGGCCCAGUGACAGGAUGGCCAGCUGGACGCCACUACUGGAAACACUUUUUAAAAAAUUUUUUUAAAUUUUUGGCUGUGUUGGGUCUUCAUCGUUGUGCGCAGGCUUUCUCUAGUUGCGGUGCGCAGGCUUCUCAUUGCAGUGGCUUCUCUUGUUGCAGAGCGUGGGCCCUAGGCACACGGGCUUAAGUAGUUGUGGCUCGCAGGCCCUUGAGCACAGGCUCAGUAGUUGUGGCGCACGGGCUUAGCUGCUCUGCAGCAUGUGGGAUCUUCCCGGACCAGGGCUCGAACCCGUGUCCCCUGCAUCGGCAGGUGGAUUCUUAACCACUGCGCCACCAGGGAAGCCCUGGAAACACAUUUUUAGGCAGGAGAAUGUGUGCACAGGGGCAGGGCUCAGCCCAACUGAGGCAGCAUCAGAGCUGACCCCAGCCCUCAGAGAUCAGCCUCGUAGGUGAAAACAAUGCCACGUGCACUUGCUAACAAGCAAUUGAGGGCCACCUGCUCUGCUGCAGAACAGCUGCUGCCAAUGAGUACCCCAGGUGGGCCAGAGGAGUGGGGUUGGGCCUAUCAGUUAGGCGGGGAGGAACAGAUGGUCAGUGGGUGAGGCUGGGCCCUUGACUUAACUCAAGUAACAACACCUGAAUGCCCAGCUUUGGUUUCUCAACAAGGAACCAAUCCAACUAAUAAACCUCAGGGCAGUGUACAGACCCUGGGGUUAAAGAAAGGUGGUGGCUAGGCCUAGGUGGAAGAAGGAAAAGGCCCGUAACCCAGCC
This is a messenger RNA of Physeter macrocephalus (sperm whale), 6996 nucleotides long. It is a transcript of the gene ARHGAP1, whose product is annotated as Rho GTPase activating protein 1. Gene Ontology annotation, biological process: negative regulation of endocytic recycling; small GTPase-mediated signal transduction. The transcript has 13 exons. Lineage: Eukaryota; Metazoa; Chordata; Mammalia; Artiodactyla; Physeteridae. Gene Ontology annotation, molecular function: GTPase activator activity. The record is from RefSeq and is a predicted model, not a curated record. Gene Ontology annotation, cellular component: cytoplasm. Bases 132 to 1433 code for a protein of 433 amino acids.